AAUGAGCAUAUCGAAAACAUUGAUGGCACCAGUCCCAACCACUUUCGUGCCAGUGUCAGUGGAACACACUGUACGGAAUUAUUGCCACCGCUUCGACGAUUACGAAGACCACAGUGAGGGUCUCCUCAUCGACGGUGAAACCGCGACUUCGAGCAUGACGUGUCGCAGCCUUCACACAGUCUAUGGACGGACCUACGGAUGGCAUUUCUUCUUUGGACCAUCCGCGGGCUAUGCUUCCAGUUCAGGGAGUCUCUCUGCAGCGAUGUUCGACGACUGAAGGUCGUUAUUCAGGCUACCCCUGCGGUAGGCUUCAAAGCUGAAGGGGCAGGAUACUUAAUCCUUCGUGCGCGAAAGCUCUGCCGUGAAUGUCGCCUCUCAACGUAUCAUUCCAACAAGAUUCAGUGCCAUGUUCGGCUACGUCUUCGCAGGAGCUGCCGCCCUCUACCUUUUGCUUCGCAACAUUGUCUAUCCAUUUGCCUUGUAUCUAUACGAUGCGAAAGGAUUUCGAAAGUACCCCAACCUAAGCCCCUUCUCUGGCUUCUCGAAUUUUCCAUACAUGGUCCUAUCUAUGUCUGGCAGACGGUCAGAGACGCUAGCGGAACUCCAUCAAAAGCAUUCGGUCAUCAGAAUUGGCCCUAACGCUCUGUCUUUCGGUGACUGCAAGGCCAUCAAGGAUAUCUAUGGCCAUACCACCCAAUGCACAAAGGAUGAGAUGUACGACGUCCUGGCCGGGACCCAUUUCCAUGUCGCCGAUGUGAUCGAUAAAGAUGACCACGCGCGCAAACGGAAAAUGCUUUCGAGUGCAUACGCACUGAAGAAUCUCGAAAAUUGGGAGCAUAAGAUCACCGAGAAAGUCACCCGCCUUGUCAACCACUUUGACCAUUGUGAAGCUCAGAAUCAAGAAGUCGACUACCGAGAGUGGACAAACUACUUCACGAUGGACGCCAUCGCAGACAUCGGACUCAGCGAAGAUCUCGGCUUCACUUCGAGAGGCGAUGAUGACCUCAUCAGUGAACAGUUGGACGGUACAAGACGAGUGGUGCACUACCGGGAAACGCUGCACUCUCUGCUGACCGCACAGUCCCACCUGGUUUGGUCAUACGAGUUCUACCCUCACCUGGCUAAGCUCACAAAGUGGGUGCCAGGGUACUCCAAACUCUGGAAACUGGGGGAUGCAUACCCCGGCAUGGUAUUCCAUCUCGCAAAGAAGCGAUUCGCACGAUACGAGGCUGGGGAGCGCCUAGAUGAUUUUUUCCAGGCCUUGAUGCAUUCUAAGGCUGGAUCGGCUCACGAUCUUGAAUGGGGGGAGAUCAUUGCGGAGCUGUCAGUGAUGUUAAAUGCAGGGUCGGUAACCACAGCGAUCGCGGUCAACAAUGUAAUGUACCUCCUGCUGAAGAAUCCCCGUUGUCUCUCGGUACUGCGCGAAGAGCUCGAUGCCAACCUUGGGGACGAACUUGUGUCUCCGUACCCCAAGGUCCGACACCUACCUUAUCUGCGUGCCUGUCUCGAUGAGGCUCUGCGCAUCUAUCCCCCUACGCCGUUCAAUCUGCCCCGAAGCACUCCGGCAGAGGGGGCUAACAUUAUGGGAGAGUGGAUAGCUGGAGGAACCUCGGUCGGCAUGUCCUCCUAUGUUGCCCACCGAGAUGAGAAGAUCUUCCCGGACCCAGAACGCUUCUAUCCUGAGAGAUGGCUGUCGGAGCAGGGCAAAGAGAUCCAGCCAUACUUCCUCACCUUCAGUGCCGGUGCAAGAGGCUGUCUGGGCCGCAACAUCAGUUAUCUGGAGCAAUAUAUAUUGACGGCCACCAUGGUUCAUCGAUAUGACUUUUCGUUACCCAGUCCGACCUGGGAGCAAGAACGAUACGAGCAUUUCAACCACCCACCAGGACCUCUCCCCCUGCAGGUCUCACGACGCAAUCCCAAGGCUCACGCAUGAGAAUAUUCUAAUGGUACAAUAAUGAGGAGCCAUCGGGAGCGAGGGACCAUGUGGGCCAAAGCAUUGAAUUCCUUGGCGGGUCAAAGAUAUGUGCCUGGGCUGUCCUAAGCGGCGUUUGAAUCGACCUUCAGAGCUUUGUGCGCUUUUCAUUCCUGCACUUGACGAGAG
This is a messenger RNA of Exophiala xenobiotica, 2101 nucleotides long. RefSeq lists its product as uncharacterized. Bases 407 to 1933 code for a protein of 508 amino acids. The transcript has 3 exons. Lineage: Eukaryota; Fungi; Ascomycota; Eurotiomycetes; Chaetothyriales; Herpotrichiellaceae. Gene Ontology annotation, molecular function: iron ion binding; oxidoreductase activity, acting on paired donors, with incorporation or reduction of molecular oxygen; monooxygenase activity. The record is from RefSeq and is a predicted model, not a curated record.